UCGGGUCUUUUGCAUCGGCUUUUUUUUUUACAUCUCACCUCUUCUCAAACCUCAAUUCUCCCUCUCUCUCUCAUAGAAUCUCUUCUCCCUCCCGUCAUCCGGCCUCACCGGCGGCGUGCCGGCGUCGACGCGCGAAUUUGAAUCGGAGACUCACCUUCUCGGAGGCUGUUGCGUGGACGCGUGCACGGUGAACUGCUUCGUAUCGCUUCAUCGUGACUCGCGACUUGCAGCCACAGAUUCAGUGGGAAUUGGUGGACGGCGGUGGACGAUGAUGGACAGAAAACCUCCAAGAGUCGUGACUCGUGACUAGUGUUGUGGCAGGAAAUCAGGAAUGAAUAACCUUCAAUCCCUGACUCAACCUGAGAAGAAGAAAUCAAAAUCCAAAGGUAAAAAGAAGAUGCCGAAUGAUGAUAGUCUUGUGGAAAAUCAGACUUACCAUGAGGUUACUGAAGAAGCUCAACCUGAGAAGACGAAGAAGAAGCAAAAGAACGUUAAAGAGAAUCUAGGAGUCUUUUCUUUAAGUAAUGAAGUAUUGGAAGUGCAUGAAGUUGGUGAUGGUGAAGACAGCCGACUUAGGGGAGAUAAUAGCAACCAGCAGGUGAAGAAGAAGAAUAAAUCAGAAAAAUGCAAAGAGGUAGUUGAAAAUGCCCAACCUGUGAAGGACAAGAAGAGAGAGAAGAAAGGUGAUGUAGGUGCUGGAGACAGUGGAAGAAACAGGGACAGAGGCAGUAAAAAAAGGAAGGAGAAAUCGUUUGGGUGUAAUACUGAAGAAGAUAUAAAUGCUGGUGUGCUGGAGAAUUCUAAGAAGAAUGGAACAGCUGAGCAUACUGAUAACUCCAAUCACAAUAAGAAAUUGAAGGACAAGAAGAGAAAGAAGAAGGAUGAUGUAGGAGCCGGAGACAGUGGGAAAAACAGGGACAGAGGCAGUAAAAAAAGGAAGGAGAAAUCGCUUGGGUGUAAUACUGAAGAAGAUAUAAAUGCUGGUGUGCUGGAGAAUUCUAAGAAGAAUGGAACAGCUGAGCCUACUGAUAACUCCAAUCACAAUAAGAAAUUGAAGGACAAGAAGAGAAAGAAGGAUGAUGUAGGAGCUGGAGACGGUGGAAAAAUCAGGGACAGAGGCAGUAAAAAAAGGAAGGAGAAAUCGCUUGGGUGUAAUACUGAAGAAGAUAUAAAUGCUGGUGUGCUGGAGAAUUCCAAGAAGAAUGAAACAGCUGAGCCUACUGAUAACUCCAAUCACAAUAAGAAAUUGAAGGACAAGAAGAGAAAGAAGAAGGAUGAUGUAGGAGCCGGAGACAGUGGAAAAAACAGGGACAGAGGCAGUAAAAAAAGGAAGGAGAAAUCGCUUGGGUGUAAUACUGAAGAAGAUAUAAAUGCUGGUGUGCUGGAGAAUUCUAAGAAGGAUGAAACUGCUGACCCUACUGAUAACUCCAAUUGCAAUAAGAAAUCUAAGAAAGUCAAGUUUUCUGAUAAUGUUGAAGUUUUUCCCAUCACCGACACUCCUAGUAAGGGGAAGAAGAAAAAGCUUGAUGAUGGCAGUAAGGAGAAGGAUGAUCUCGAAGAUGGCGUGAUACAUGGGAAGCGAUUCUCCAAAGAGGACGAUGACAUCAUCCAAGAUGCGGUAUAUAAGUACAUAGAGGAUCAUCGACUGGGUGAACAGGGUUUAGAAAUGAUAUUGAACUGUAAGUCCCACCCAGAAGUUAGACAUUGUUGGAAAGAAAUUGGGGAGGCUUUGCCUUGGAGACAUUAUCGGGCUGUCUAUUGGCGGGCUCAUGUAUUGUUUGAACGAAGUGAGGCUCGUAAGUGGACCCCAGAAGAGAUUGAGCUGCUUAAGAAAUUCUAUGAAAAGCAUGGCCCAGAUUGGAAAACGUUGAGUAAUGAACUGGGCAAACAUCGGUUUCAUGUAAAAGAUACAUGGCGUAGGAUCAGGUACCCCAAUUUGAAGAAGGGACGCUGGACCCAAGAAGAGUACCAGAAUCUAUUUAAUCUUGUUAAUUUGGAUUUGAGCAUGAAGGUAUUUGAAGAAAAGAAAACAAAGCAUGGAAUGCUACGAGACAACAUAUGCUGGGAGGCCGUAGGCGAAAAGCUCUCAACUCGAACAAAUUCUGUGUGUUGCACGAAAUGGUAUGACCAAUUAACAUCUCCCAUGGUAUCUGAAGGAGAGUGGGCUAACUCUGAUGAUUAUAGGUUGUUGAUUGCGCUUGUUGAUCUUGAUGCUACUUGUGAAGAAGAUGUGGAUUGGGAUUAUCUUUUGGAACAUAGGUCUGGUGAUGUAUGUCGUAAGCGCUGGAAUGAAAUGGUACGCCAUAUUGGUGAAAAUGGUGUCAAACCAUUUAGUGAGCAAGUUGAAAUUCUUUCCCAGAGAUACUGCCCGGAUAUACUAGAAGCAAGAGAAAUUUAUGACAAUAAAGUUCCUGUUGAUCUUUAGUUUGGCUUUGGUCAUAGAUUUUGUUUUGCUACGUUGUAGGGUGUUUUGUUUGAGAUUUAGAAGAGUUUUUCUCCAACAACCUUAAAUGUUGGAAGACAAAUGAAAGAGAGAACAUAUAUCGGAUUACAGGAUAUUACCUUUGAACAUUUAUGUUUAUGUUGUAAUUUAGGGGAAGAUAACCCCCGUGGCACCUUUGGUAAUGUGUAAACUGGAUUAAAUUUAUCUUUGAUAUAUUGCUCCCUUUAACCCAAAAACGAAAAUGAAAGAGAAAACGUCCUAUUUGUAUGAA
Messenger RNA from Beta vulgaris subsp. vulgaris (sugar beet), 2714 nucleotides. RefSeq names its product RNA polymerase I termination factor-like. Lineage: Eukaryota; Viridiplantae; Streptophyta; Magnoliopsida; Caryophyllales; Amaranthaceae. The record is from RefSeq and is a predicted model, not a curated record. The transcript is spliced from 2 exons. Bases 332 to 2425 code for a protein of 697 amino acids.